AUGCCACCAAGAAACACACGAACUCCUAGCACCAGCAACGGAUCACCUCUUAGUCCUCCACCCGGAAAUGGAGCUCGUCCAAACCCGGCCUCUACUACUUCCCCUCUUGCGAUGUCGUCUCCUCACCAUCUCAGGCGACCACCUGCUGACAACCAGGUCUUGAAAAAGGUUCAAAGCCUCUCUACCGACGAUCAAAGAAUCUUUCUCGCUCAUGAUUUCGAAAAAGUUAGCAAGAAGCCCACAAAAUUACGAUAUUACAACAUUAUACACCUUUUCAAACCGGAUUCACCGAGAAAACCUACCGAUCUCAAGGAUUUACUCAAAGAUGACUUCAUAAAACAAAUCAGACCAAUACUCAAGCCAUACAUAUUACCGGCCCCUAUAGUCUCAAUGGAUACUGAUCAAGAAGCAGAUUUCGAUCCCCUUGGACGCAGGACUACCCGGCAGAUGCUUGUAAAAGCGAUUGAACGAAAGUCCACAGAAACUACGAUACCCGCUAGUGCCAAUAUUGAUGAUGUCCUAAUUCUAUACAAGCAUUACGUUGAUUGUGAUCUGAAACUUCCCACAAACCAACGAUUCAUUGCAAGACCUCGAACUGUUCCUAUUCAACGUCUCAAGGGUGAAAGUAUUGAGGAUAUUCUUCUUGCUCUGCGUUAUUAUUGCCCUUGUUUAUUUGUUAGAUCCUUGGCCAUGAACAAGGAUACUCUUAUGGAUAUCUACAUACAAUUUAUUCAUGACGAACGUCCUCACAGUCCACUCAUUCCUGGUUAUCAUUACACGAUCUUGGCGCUAGGGCCCUCAGAUUUUGACAUUGACACUAAAGUCGAGGGUCAGUUUCAGUCUUCUCUGUUUUUCUUCUUUCAUACAGGCAAACAGGAUUCAGCAGAACAAUUAACAUCAAGAUUUCUUUCUUAUUCUCAUCAAUUCUCAGGAAGAUAA
Molecule: messenger RNA, 939 nt
Organism: Melampsora larici-populina 98AG31
Lineage: Eukaryota; Fungi; Basidiomycota; Pucciniomycetes; Pucciniales; Melampsoraceae
Exons: 1
Coding region: 1-939 (312 amino acids)
Source: RefSeq, a predicted model, not a curated record